UUACUAUAACUCAUAGAUGAUUAUUGGUUUCAUACCAAAUUAGUAAUUCUCUUACCAGAAAAUCGGACUCUAACUCUCAAAUUAUAAUCUUGGUUUAUUGGUUUGAAAGAGACAAAAGAUAAAAAAAAAAAAUAAAAAAAAAAAGAUAUGCAUUCCAUUGAAUACAUAUAAGAAAGCGGGUGAGAGCACCAAGUAGCUCUUGCUACCUAUUCAGUAUCUCAAAUAGUCAACGUGAACAUAGUUCAAUAGGAUAAGAUAAAUUCUCGACUAAAAGGUCAAUAUUUCAAAUUCCUCCAGCUUAGCGUGUUGACCUACUACUAAUACAAAUUUGUAAAGAGGAUAAAUAAAUGAGAGCGGAAAAGGAGAGGAGGAGGGUGAGGCAUCUUUGAGGAACUUUCCAAAAAGAAACAUUUGAAGUUGAAGCUUCCUAAGAGCAUCAGAUGUCCAAGGCUUUCAUAUUAUUCCAUUCCCCCAUGAAAACCAGUUCUUUAAAGUCAUCAGUCAGCUGGGUCCCCUACAAAACUUGACUCCCUCCUACAAUAGGUCAGCUCAGCUCUAUCUAAUCCCUCUCUCCCCUUCUUUUUCUAAUGGCUUUUUCAUGUGGUGGAAUUUCAAUCCUUUUCUUGUGUUUAAUAAGUUUCAGUGAUGAAAUGAAGAUGAAAAACACGGGAUUUGACUCAAGGAAAGUCACAGCAUUCAUAAGUGAAGAGAGAAAAUGAUGAAUUGUUCCACCACUAACCUCGAAGAGCCUUUCCCUUUCAAAUACCAUGACUUGAUUUAAACUCAGUCCCACUUCUUCGAUCUUCUGGCCGCCAUGGAAAAGCCACCAUCCAGCUUCUUCGUGAUAGGGUUUUCCAUUGUUGCAACCCUCACCCUCGCCUCCUUCGCGUCAUGUAUGGCUGCUGAAUUCAACAGAACAAGUAAAAAGGACCUGAAAUUGAACGGCAGAUUCUGCUUUCUGCCUGAAAGUGAAGCAUUCAAAUUGGGAGUCGCAGGUUUGAUCUGUUUAAUAAUGGCUCAAAUCAUUGGAAACACUAUAAUCUGCCAUAGCUAUUGGCCAAAGGAGAAUAGAAAGAGUUGCAGUGUCAAAAGGCCUCUCCUUUCAACCACCCUUCUCAUCUCUUGGGCCAGCUUUGGAAUUGCGGUGGUAAUGAUGAGUGGAGCCAUCAGCAUGAGCAGCAGACAAGAGUAUGGGAAGGGGUGGGUGGAAGGAGAAUGCUAUGUGGUGAAAGACCGAAUAUUUGUUGGCGCGGCCCUAUUGGUUCUCAUUAAUGGGGCCUCCACCAUAUCCUCCGCCGCCAUUGGAAGGAAGAGCCACCCUAAAGGGCCCACUCAAAUAAAUUCACAAAUUAGAUAACCACGAGAAGUUAAUAUACAUCACCCAAAUAUUUUUCCUUCUUUUUUUUCCUGUAUUUAUUCGAUCAUCAAUAAAGAAAAUCCCCCAAAUUGUUCAUAA
This is a messenger RNA of Cucurbita moschata (crookneck pumpkin), 1456 nucleotides long. RefSeq lists its product as uncharacterized. NCBI's taxonomy places the organism in Eukaryota, Viridiplantae, Streptophyta, Magnoliopsida, Cucurbitales, Cucurbitaceae. The coding region runs from base 815 to 1357 and encodes 180 amino acids. The record is from RefSeq and is a predicted model, not a curated record. The transcript has 4 exons.